Molecule: messenger RNA, 1490 nt
Organism: Emericellopsis atlantica
Lineage: Eukaryota; Fungi; Ascomycota; Sordariomycetes; Hypocreales; Bionectriaceae
Exons: 3
Coding region: 212-1222 (336 amino acids)
Source: RefSeq, a predicted model, not a curated record
ACCCGCACGUGAUGGGACUUGAGCAUCGGCCAUUCGAGGCCAGGCUACCGGUGACGACUAGUGACUUUGCGUGCGCAUUUUCUUUGCAGUGUCUUUCUUUUCGUAGAGAAUAUUGAUCAAUCACAGUUGGGGCGUCUCCUCAGCCGGACCGUGGCGGCCCGCUAUUAGCCUGGGUGCUUGAGGCAGAUCACGUGCUUUGGGCAACGUAGUCAUGACGUCACAGGAGCACCGUGUGCAGCUUGCCUCAGCUGUUAGAGCAGCGCCAAGGGGUGAGUGCGCCAGCUCUGGAUGCGGCGAUGCAUUGCGCGAUUGGGCGACGUGGGAACCUGCGCCUUGCGACACACACCCCUUUCGCGCGCCCCUCGUCAAGGGGCUCGAGCUUGGGGACACUCUGCUGACGGGCGGGAAAAGCACAGUGUUACUUCGAGCGCACACAGUCCUAGCUCCCAGCCUGCUCCCCUCACGCAAGCUCUGCUUCCGUCCUGUCUCUCACUCCCUCGGUCGCGCCAGCAGCAGUAACGGUACAUGGCACGCCAGCCAUGAUCGCAUACAUUGUGAGGUACCUCCCCUUGGCCCGCCAGGUCCGCGCAGCCUGGUAGCCCAGUCAGCGCCCCCAGCUUCUCUCACUUCUUCCCCUUCUUCCUCUCCCCUUCUCACGCCCAUUGAACUUUGCAUCACCCCAUUGCGCCCGUUUCGCCUGUACACAACUUCGCGGAGAGCUGCGAAAUAUCCUCACGACACCCCAAUUGCCUUUCACCUCCUACCACAUACGUCAUCAUGUCGAAGCGCGGCCGCCCCGAGGAAGAGGAGGAGCUUGUCUCCCUGCCUGAAGACGACGAUGGCGAGGAGGAGGAGGAGUAUAUUUCCAGUGGCGACGAGGAAGACAUCUCCGAAGAAGACGGCGAUGAAGAGGACGAGCUCGAGGAGGGCGACGAGGAAGCCGAGGGCGAAGAGGAUGAAGCCAAUGGCGAGCAGGCUGAGCCCCCGGCCAAGAAGCGCAAAACCACCGAGGAGACCAAAAAGGGCGACGCUGAGGCCGAAGGCGACGAGGAGGAGGAAGAGGAUGCUGAAGCCGAGGCUGACGACAAGGCCGCCGACAAGGGCGACGAGGCUGGCAAGGACACCAAGGCCGAGGCGGCCAAGGAGACUGCCGACAAGCCUGCGCCCGCCGAGACAAAGUCUGAGGAGAAGGCAGCGGCUGGUGACGCCGAGUGAUCUGUAAAAAGAUAGAUAGCGAGCUACGUCUUUUUUCAUCUAGCACUGCCGAAUAAACGCCACGGAAUCUCAGCCAUCUGAGUAGGCCUCGCUGAACGCAGCAAUCUUUCCCCGAGGAGGAGGAUCGCCCCACGAUGUGAGCUAGUGCUGCUGCCGACCAAGCUAGGAGCUCGCUGGAGCAGUUACUUCAGCCUAUAUGGCUUUUGUCGUCACUUGCGCGCGAGAUCAUCCACCGCGCCACCACAGGCGCUCGUCGGGCCGCCAGACAAAAGUGC